GUCCUGCCUGCUCUACGUGUUGUAUCUAGCUACGAUAUCGUUCGUGAAUAUUCUGGAAGCUCAUUUUUUGACGCAUGGACCUAUUACGGUCAAUACGACAAUCUUACUCUCGGGGAUGUCAACUAUCUGGACCAGAGCGACGCUGUCUCUCAAAAGCUGACGUACACAGACGACAACGGUCAUGCGAUCAUCAAGGUGGACAACACUACUAAUGUUCCUUGGAAUGAUAAGCGAAACUCGAUCCGCAUCACCAGCCAGGAUUCGUAUGGCGUUGGAAGCCUGUGGGUCAUUGAUUUAUUGCAUAUCCCUUAUGGAUGCUCGGUUUGGCCUGCCUUCUGGACGGCAGGAACAGAGUGGCCAGCCAACGGUGAGAUCGACAUCAUCGAAGCCAUCAACCUCAUGUCGAACAAUCAAGCCGCGCUCCAUACAACGGGAGGCUGCACCGUUCCAACUAAUUCUUCCGAAACAGGCCAGCUUACCACGACGGACUGCUCGCAGGGUAGCGGGUGUGUCGUAGCAGAGACGGCUGAGAAUAGUUUUGGAGCAGGUUUUGCUGCAGCCGGAGGUGGUGUCUGGGCCACACAGUUCGAUGAUGCGGGCAUCUAUAUCUGGUUUUGGAGUCGGCCGAACGUACCAGCGUCCAUCACCGGCGCCACCUCCACUUCCUCUUUGAAUACCUCAGAAUGGGGAACUCCAUCCGCCAGCUACCCUUCUUCGUCGAGCUGCGAGAUAUCAAACUACUUUGGCCCUCAGAAUCUUGUCUUUGAUAUAACUCUAUGCGGCGACUGGGCUGGUAUUGCCUCAGCUUAUAACGCAACAUGCGGUAGUUCUGGCCCUACUGGGCUUUGCUACAACGAUAUGGUUGUCGGUGACGGUAGCAAGUACGAUGACGCUUACUUUGAGGUCAACUACGUCCGUGCCUAUACUACAGGGGCAGCGCCUACUCCUACCGGUACCUCUGGCUCGAGUUCUUCCGCAGCUUCUGGUGCCCAGGUUUCCACGACGUCUACAUCA
Messenger RNA from Stereum hirsutum FP-91666 SS1, 1014 nucleotides. RefSeq lists its product as uncharacterized. Gene Ontology annotation, molecular function: hydrolase activity, hydrolyzing O-glycosyl compounds. The annotation marks the transcript as partial. Gene Ontology annotation, biological process: glucan catabolic process. The record is from RefSeq and is a predicted model, not a curated record. NCBI's taxonomy places the organism in Eukaryota, Fungi, Basidiomycota, Agaricomycetes, Russulales, Stereaceae. The transcript is spliced from 10 exons.